GCCUAAUACACAAGUACAAAGCCUAUCUUAAUACUACCAGCUUUCCAUCUCAAACCCAGUACUGCACAGUUAGCCACCCCUUGCCUUUGACAAAAGAGGACAACUCAAAAAAAAAAGUUGUAAAGGCUCACCUAUUUAAUUAGCUCCCUUUCUUCUGUUGCUCUCUACACUGUCACUCUCACUGCACUUCCUAGCUUAGCUGUUCAUCUCUCACCUGACUGAAAGCCUCCAUUGCCAGUUUCUUCACCUGCUUUGCUUAACACCAAAGCUUAAUUCAGUAAUUCAUCAGCUACACUAGCUGCUGUUAAUUAAGCAGCAGAAGAAGUAGCAGCUUAGCUGCUGUAAUUCAUCGCAUCCAUGGGGAUCCAAGAAGUGAAGAAGAGGCUGCAUCUCCAUGUCGAAGCCCAACCGGAGAGCUGCAAGAAGAAGGAGCAGGCCGCCGUGUGGGUGCUCGCCGGCGGCGGCGGCGGCGGCGGCGGCGGCGGCGAGAUCACGGUGUCGCUGAAGCCGGUCAAGGUCAGCCGGCCACAGCUCGGCGACGAGGAGGAGGAGGAGGAGGAGGUGACGACGCCGAGAGGGGAGGAGUGCAGAUUACCGGCGGAGGCGGCGACGUGCCCGCCGGCGCCCAAGAAGCCGAGGACGGCGGCGGUGGCGAUCGUCGCCGGCGGCGGCCGGCGGUGCAACUGCUGCGACGACGACGGCGGCGACUCGCUGGAGUUCUUCCGCGUGCCGGCGGAUUUGGAGGCCGUCUUUGCCAACCGAGUUGCAAAGGCAAAUUAGUAGUAAUUAAUUUCAUAGAGAGAUAAAUUCGUCUUGAAUUUUAAGUGUAAUUUGAUCCAAGUCUAGCUCUGAAGAUCAGUGCAAUUAAUGGUGUGUGCAUGCAUGGGUGAGUGAGUGAGAGAUCAGUGCAGCUGUAAAAAAAAGUUUCUCUUUGUAGCACAUGAUAGUGUGAGUGAUUUCCAUAUGAUUCCAUCCCUUUUGAUUGAUCAUUUCUUCAAGAAUUAAUCAAGAGGCAUUUGUAAUUUGCUCUCUCGA
This is a messenger RNA of Oryza sativa Japonica Group (Japanese rice), 1035 nucleotides long. RefSeq names its product cyclin-dependent protein kinase inhibitor SMR6. NCBI's taxonomy places the organism in Eukaryota, Viridiplantae, Streptophyta, Magnoliopsida, Poales, Poaceae. The record is from RefSeq and is a predicted model, not a curated record.